AUGGUAAGGGGCGCCGAGCGGGCGCGGCGCCCGGCGUCGGUGCCGUUACUUGAGUCGGGAGUUGGCGGCGCCGGGGCAGUCAGCGUCCCGGGGCCGUCGCGCCCUGCUCCUUUGUCAGUACUUGCCAGUGAGACAUCUCUCUUGCAGUUUCCUGUGGGCCGCAUCCACAGACACUUGAAGACUCGAACCACAAGCCAUGGACGGGUGGGUGCCACUGCUGCCGUGUACAGUGCUGCAAUUCUGGAGUACCUCACUGCUGAGGUCCUGGAACUGGCAGGAAAUGCUUCCAAGGAUCUCAAAGUAAAGCGUAUCACUCCCCGUCACUUGCAGCUUGCAAUCCGUGGUGACGAAGAGCUGGAUUCUCUUAUCAAGGCUACCAUAGCUGGGGGUGGUGUGAUCCCUCACAUCCACAAAUCUCUAAUUGGAAAGAAGGGACAGCAGAAAACUGCUUAGAGUAUUGUUUAACCCUUUUCCUUCCCAUCACUGUACUGUAACUGGGACAGACGAAAACAAUGGAAAUGUAUGGAAUUUUUUUAAAUAGUUAAAUAGAAAAGCAUAGAAAAUUACUGAAGGCAUGACAGAAAAAACAUUUGUACAUUUUUAGACUCAACGUUUGAUAAAAGAACCUUUUCACAUCAUGAUAGUUGUGUAGAUUGGCCAGCUUUCUUCCAUGUGUUUUAUACCAAAAUGGAAUUGAUAAACGAUUUUCUACAAAA
Messenger RNA from Dipodomys ordii (Ord's kangaroo rat), 716 nucleotides. RefSeq names its product histone H2A.V. The record is from RefSeq and is a predicted model, not a curated record. Gene Ontology annotation, cellular component: nucleosome. Gene Ontology annotation, molecular function: DNA binding; protein heterodimerization activity; structural constituent of chromatin. NCBI's taxonomy places the organism in Eukaryota, Metazoa, Chordata, Mammalia, Rodentia, Heteromyidae. The transcript is spliced from 4 exons. The coding region runs from base 1 to 453 and encodes 150 amino acids.